UGACAUCAAUGAUAUAACAGUCAGCUGACUGCUAGCUCUGCAUUGCAGCACCAGAGAAGCGAGCGAGUGCGUAUACCCUGUAUCUAAAAAGAACGAAGACUGCUGUAAAGCUACGAAACAGUGGAGCCAUGAUCCUUCUCACACUUCUUUUAGUUUCCACAGCUGUGGCGUCCCCCCUGUUGGGCAAGGAGCAGUGUGCCCACGGACCCCCUUACUGGUGCCAAAACAUAAAGACCGCUUCGACGUGCGGUGCCGUCGAUCACUGCCAGCAGAACGUCUGGAACAAGCCUCAGGUGAAAUCUGUGCCAUGUGACCUGUGCAAGGAGGUGCUGACUGUGGUGGACCAGCUGCUGAAGGACAAUGCCACUGAGGCUGAGAUUCUGGGCUAUUUGGAGAAGGCCUGCCAGCUGAUCCCAGAUAAGGGUAUCGCCUCUGAGUGCAAAGACAUGGUGGACAGCUACUAUCCAGUCCUGAUGGCAAUCAUCACUGGAGAGCUGGAGGACCCCAGCGUGGUGUGUGGGGCCUUGGGGCUGUGCCAGUCCCAGCAGAAAGCCCUGGCCUUUGCCCAGCUCCUGUCCAAUGAGAUCCCUCAGGUGGACCUGGCCCAGAGCGCCUCUCCCUUCCUCCUCAACAUCCCACAGCUGCUGUACCCCCAGGUGGCCCCCGAGCCGGAGGCCCCAAAAAAGGAAGACCCCGAACAGGAGAAGGGCAACGUGUGCAAGGACUGCGUGCAGUUCAUCAACUCCGUCCAGGAACAGGCCCGGUCCAACGCCACCUUCAUCGACGGCCUCAUCGCCCAGAUCGAGAAGCAGUGCGACCUGCUGGGGCCAGGCAUCUCUGACAUGUGCAAGCAGUACGUCUCGCAGUACGCCAGUCUGGUCUUCCAGCAGCUCAUGUCCAUGAAAGCUCAGGACAUCUGCGCUGGCGCUGGAUUCUGCCCUAGUGUCCGUCACUCUGUCCCCAUGGAGACGCUGGUGGCAGCCAUGAUCGUCCCUGCAGCCAAGAUCGUCCCUGCAGAGCUGGUGCAGCCAGCAGAAGUGAAACCUGUCGAGCUCACACCUGCCAAGAAAAUGAUGCGUGUCCAAGACUCUCCCACAUGUGCGAUCUGUAAGAUGGUGAUGAAGGAGGUGGAGGCCUUGCUGCAGGAUAAGAAAACUGAGGAGGAGGUGAUCAACGCCGUGGAGAAGGUGUGCUCCCUGCUGCCCUCCAAACUCGCCGCUCAGUGCAAGGACCUGAUCGAUGCCUACGGCGAGGCCAUCAUCGACCUGCUGGUGCAGGAGGCCGACCCCAACACCGUGUGCGCCGUGCUGGGCCUGUGCUCGAGCGACGACCGCACCUUCAUCCCUGUGAUGGACCAGGUCAGGUUUGACCGCGGCGGGUUCUGCGACGUGUGCAAGAUGGCGGUGCGCUACAUCGAUGGGAUCCUGGAGGACAACGCCACCGAGGCGCAGAUCGAGGACGCCGUGAAGAAGGUCUGCAACUUCCUGCCGGAGUCCGUCCGCACGGAGUGCGAACAGCUGAUUGGAGAGUACGAGCCAGCCAUGGUGCAGCUGCUGAUCCAGAUGUUGGACCCAGAUUUUGUCUGCUCUAAAUUGGGGGCCUGUCCCGCAGCGAGACUCCUGGGGACGGAGCAGUGCAGCUGGGGGCCGGCCUUCUGGUGCAAGAACAUGGAGACAGCCUCGCGUUGCAACGCUGUGGAUCACUGCAGACGUCACGUGUGGAACUAGGAGGAAGAGGAGGACCUUAGUCUGAGGAAAUUAGGGAGAACUACUGUAGUGCUGCUUUCUUUCCUGUUUUAAAAUUUGAUCCCCCCUUUCUUUUUUUGUUUUUUAAAAAAAAAGCAAAAAUAGAUUUAAAAAUUACAAUUCAACUGUCAAUUUAACAAGCAGGGUCUAUAUUUGGGGGGGGGGGGGAGGAGAUGAAGAGCAGUGAUUGGGAGAUUUAUUUUUGUUUGUUUUUGGGGGGGGGGGUUCACUGAUUUGUUACUGCUUUUGACGCAGAGUGGUAAUGUUGUGAGGAACUGGAGAUGAAUGGGUUUUUCAGCUUGCCGUUCACUGUUCCGUGUAGGCAGGUGGGUUGUGAUGCGUUUUAAAUGCAAGUCGAGACGCAUCUCUCCUCUGAGGCCCACUUUAACGAAAGGAAAGGGUCAACUGGGCAAGAUUCGCACAGGCAGUCUCGGUGGACGCCCAAAAUAGCCCUGCCUUCCCAUCUCUGCAAAUGAAGGACCUGCUAGGCCAGCGUCUGGGAGGACAUCAGGUUAUCCAUUUUUAAUAACAUGAAGCCUGAUCUUAAUUUGCAUUAAUUUGCAGCCUCUGUUUUUUUUGUAGUAACAAGAUGAUUUGUGUUUUUUGUUUUUAAUGAGGUGUGAAACGCUGAGCAGGAUGUUGUCUGCUGGUCACUUUCCUCGCUAGCCUGUUGUGCUAAACUCUUCAUUCGUUUCUGAUUCCUAAUUAAAUGAACUCGUUAUUGUGCUCAAU
This is a messenger RNA of Anguilla rostrata (American eel), 2477 nucleotides long. It is a transcript of the gene psap, whose product is annotated as prosaposin. The record is from RefSeq and is a predicted model, not a curated record. Gene Ontology annotation, cellular component: lysosome. Bases 129 to 1727 code for a protein of 532 amino acids. Gene Ontology annotation, biological process: sphingolipid metabolic process. NCBI's taxonomy places the organism in Eukaryota, Metazoa, Chordata, Actinopteri, Anguilliformes, Anguillidae. The transcript is spliced from 14 exons.